AUGGAUUCGGCUAUCAUCGAAGCAGAUGAGCGGGAGGGGUUGGCAUCACUCGUUCCCGCUCAUCCGCCGCCGCGUAAGACACAUUCCUACGUCGAACAAUACGAGCAGAAGCCGCAUUACCCGAUCCGCAAAUAUAGCCUUGACGAAGGCUCUAGAUCCGUGACGACGGACUCCGAACCUGUUUAUUUUGAUUCCUCCGACGGCGAGUGCUCCACCGCCACCGGCAGAACCGGUGGCGACAGAGGCAACGGGGAGGAUUACGGUUUCGUCACGCCUCCGUCGAAACCAGCAUCGCAGGGUGGUGAGAUAGCUGGUCUCGGAGGAGGAGACGAUUUCGAGUCCCUCCCGGAGUUCAUCGGAGCAGGAGGCGGCGUCGACGUAUUUAAGGUGCCGGUGCGUGCGGCGGUGAAUCCUGGACGGCCGCCGUGUCUUGAGCUCCGGCCACAUCCGUUGAGAGAGACACAGACGGGAAAGUUUCUGAGAAACAUUGCUUGUACGGAAAGUCAGCUAUGGGCGGGACAGGAGAACGGCGUGAGAUUCUGGAACUUGGAGGAAGCAUACGAGGUCGGUUGUGGUAUCGGCGGGCAGGUACGGCGAGGGGAUGAGGAUACGGCGCCGUUUCAUGAGUCUGUGACUAUCUCGCCUACCUUGUGCUUGAUGAUUGACCACGGCAAUAGGCUUGUGUGGAGCGGCCACAAAGAUGGCAAAAUCAGGGCCUGGAAAAUGGAUCAGCCGGUUACUAAUACUGCGGAUGAUUCAAAGCCUUUCAAGGAACGGCUCUCGUGGCAAGCUCAUCGUGGUCCUGUGAAUUACAUUGUCAUGAGCUCCUAUGGUGAUAUGUGGUCAUGCUCUGAAGGCGGUGUGAUAAAAAUAUGGACUUUGGAUUCUUUAGAGAAGUCUCUUGUGCUUAAACCGGAGGAGAAGCAUAUGGCUGCAUUGUUAGUGGAGAGGUCUGGGAUUGACCUUAGGAGCCAAGUUACUGUCAAUGGUACAUGCAGUAUAUCUUCCUCAGAUGUCAAGUUUUUGUUAGUUGAUACAGUAAGAGCUAAAGUGUGGGCUGUGCAGCACCUCUCAUUCUCAAUUUGGGAUGCUCAGAAUAAAGACCUUCUGAAAGUUUUUAAUAUUGAUGGGCAAGUCGAAAACCGUGUGGACAUGCAAGCUACGCAAGGUCAACAAGCUGAAGAAACGAAAGCGAAGUUCUUCUCCACACCAAAAAAGGAAAAACCACAGGGCUUUCUGCAAAGAUCACGCCAUGCCAUAAUGGGAGCUGCAGGAGCUGUUCGUCGAGCUGCCACUAGAAGUACAGGAGCUUUUGCAGAAGAUCCUAGGAAAGUAGAAGCUAUUGCGAUAGCGGCAGAUGGAUCAAUCUGGACUGGAAGCAUGAAUGGCGUAAUUGCUCAGUGGGACGGAAAUGGGAACCGCUUGCGGGAGGUGAAUCAUCAUCAGCAGGCUGUUCUGUGCUUUUGCACAUUUGGUGAUCGAAUAUAUGUGGGUUAUGCAAGUGGUUACAUCCAGAUCCUGGAUCUUGGUGGAAAGCUAGUUGCAAGCUGGGUUUCACACAAUGAACCUGUGAUAAAGCUAGCAGCAGGUGGUGGUUUCAUUUUUAGUUUAGCCACUCAUGGUGGUGUAAGAGGAUGGUAUGUGACAUCUCCAGGACCUCUAGACAGUGUAAUCCGAACGGAAUUGUCUCAAAAGGAAAUGACAUAUGCCCGACAAGACAGUGUUAAAAUCUUGAUUGGUACCUGGAAUGUUGGUGAAGGACGGGCUUCACGCGGAGCUCUUAUGUCUUGGCUGGGUUCUGCUGUUUCAGAUGUUGGCAUUGUUGCUGUUGGGUUGCAAGAGGUGGAUAUGGGGGCUGGUUUCCUUGCCAUGUCUACUGCUAAGGAGACGGUAGGGGUUGAAGGAAGUGCUGUGGGCCAAUGGUGGCUGGAUGCAAUUGGAAAUGCAGUGGAUGAGAGAAAUACUUUCGAACGUAUGGGUUCAAGGCAGUUGGCAGGACUGCUAAUAUCUCUCUGGGUGAGGAAGGAUAUUAGAACACAUGUCGGAGAUCUUGAUGUCGCAGCAGUUCCAUGUGGCUUUGGCCGCGCCAUAGGAAACAAGGGAGGUGUGGGCUUGAGAAUUAGAGUCUAUGACCGGAUUAUGUGCUUUGUGAACUGUCACUUGGCUGCUCACUUGGAGGCAGUUACUCGUAGAAACGCGGAUUUCAAUCACAUAUAUCGGUCAAUGGUCUUCUCCAAAGGACAAAGUUUAUAUACUGCCGCAGCUGCUGGUGCUUCAACAUCUGCUCAAGCGCUAAAGAGUAACACUAAUACAAACAUCAACACGGAAGAAGAGAAGUCUGAUUUAGCAGCAGCAGAUAUGGUUGCAUUUUUCGGUGACUUCAAUUAUAGGUUGUUUGGUAUAACCUACGACGAAGCGAGGGACUUCAUUUCACACCGAUCUUUUGACUGGCUCAGAGAGAAGGACCAACUUAGGGCAGAGAUGAACGAGGGAAAAGUUUUCCAAGGAAUGCGUGAGGCAUUAAUCACCUUCCCGCCGACUUACAAAUUUGAGAAGAAUAAGCCUGGCCUUGGAGGGUAUGAUUCAGGAGAGAAGAAGCGAAUACCCGCGUGGUGUGACAGAGUUAUAUACAGAGACAACCAAUCAAGCCCAUUUUCUGAGUGCAAUUUGAAGUGCCCGGUAGUUGCUUCGACUGUAAUGUAUGAAGCUUGCAUGGAUGUAACUGAGAGUGAUCACAAACCCGUGCGCUGUAAGCUCCAUGCUAACAUAGCUCACACCGAUAAAUCUGUGCGAAGACAGGAGCUGGGGAAAAUAAUAAAGUCCAAUGAGAAACUCAGAUCCAUGUUUGAGGAAUUAAGAUCGGUUCCAGAAACAUCAGUGAGUACCAACAACAUUCUUCUUCAGAGCCAGGACACAUUCAUCUUUACAAUCAGAAACAAGUCAAACUCGAGCAGAGCCAUCUUCAACAUCGUUUGUAAGGGUCAGACCAUCGCUAGAGAUGAUGGAGAGGAACCCGAGAAUCAAUCAAGAGGCACCUUUGGUCUCCCUCGUUGGCUUGAGGUUUCUCCAGGAGCUGGGAUGAUAAAACCAGAUGCUUCAGUGCAGGUGAAGGUUCAUCAUGAAGACUUUCACAACUCAGAUGAGUCCACUGAUGGCUUCCAUAAAAACAUGUCGUGUGAAGACACUUGUGACAAAGAAGUGACCCUGAUGAUAAACAUCCAGGGAAGCUGCUCGACCAGAACAACAAGCCACUCUAUCAAAGUCUGCUUCUCAGCAGCCAAAUCAGUUAGUGUCGCUUAUUCCAAACCCACCAGCAUGACAAAGAAUCUCGAGGGUUCCACUCGUUACCAGCCAGAUAGUUACCGCGAUCUUAGGAGCAGACGAACUGUGAAGCCAUCUAAAGAAACGCAUCCAGACCUAUUAGGAUAUCAAGUUUUUUUAGAUUCUCACAACUAAG
Eutrema salsugineum is the source of this 3457-nucleotide messenger RNA. Its product is annotated as type II inositol polyphosphate 5-phosphatase 14. The record is from RefSeq and is a predicted model, not a curated record. Gene Ontology annotation, molecular function: phosphatase activity; protein binding. Gene Ontology annotation, biological process: phosphatidylinositol dephosphorylation. The transcript has 12 exons. Lineage: Eukaryota; Viridiplantae; Streptophyta; Magnoliopsida; Brassicales; Brassicaceae. The coding region runs from base 1 to 3456 and encodes 1151 amino acids.